This is a messenger RNA of Penicillium subrubescens, 426 nucleotides long. RefSeq names its product dynein light chain Tctex-type family protein. Bases 1 to 426 code for a protein of 141 amino acids. The transcript has 4 exons. Lineage: Eukaryota; Fungi; Ascomycota; Eurotiomycetes; Eurotiales; Aspergillaceae. Gene Ontology annotation, molecular function: dynein intermediate chain binding. The record is from RefSeq and is a predicted model, not a curated record. Gene Ontology annotation, cellular component: cytoplasmic dynein complex; cytoplasm. Gene Ontology annotation, biological process: microtubule-based movement.
AUGGCUGUCGAGGCCUCUCCCGUUUUCCCUGUUCCCACCUCGGAGCUGAGCAAGAUCAUCACUGAUGCCUGCGACGCCGCCCUGAAGGACGUCACCGAGUACGAGCACGACAACGUCGGAACCUGGAACUCGCAAAUCAUCAACGGCGUCCUCAAGUCCCUCAUCACCGCCACCGCCCCCAGCGAAUCCACCAAACCCACCCCCUACCGCUUCACCGUGAACAGCACCAUCGUGCAGCAGGGCGUCAUCGACAAGACCGCCGCCGCAGACGGCUCGCAGAGCAACGCCGGCAAGCGCGGUAUGCACUCCGCCUCCGGCGCUUUCUGGGACGUCAACCGUGACGGCAUGUGGACGUUCAAGUACCCCGGUGCUGAGGAGCGGGGAUUGGAUAUCGUUGUUAGCGUGACGUGGUUUUCUGUGAACUAA